UCACAUGUUUCCACCACUUCCAGAAGGACGUUUGUGGCGGGAGUUUGACGCGUGUGCACUUUCUUGAGAAAAAAAAGUUGCCGUGGAGAAGCUUUUCACACGCUUUGCGUCUUUUUUCGCGUAAAAGAGAUGGCUGAAAGGAGGGAUGAAAUUAAAGACUUCUCCAGCACUGUGACAGCUACGUCUAGCUUGUCUAACGGUACUCCAAAAGGUGCAGACACACAGCACGAGAGCCAAGACACCCGUCCACUUCAAAACGGACUGAAAUAUCCGCAACGCUUCUCGUUCAGCGCGGAACCGACCCUAGAAGACAUCCGACGGUUGCAGGCAGAGUUUACGGACGAAAGAGAUUGGAACCAGUUUCACCAGCCGAGGAAUUUGCUGCUCGCCAUGGUGGGAGAGGUUGGAGAGGUAUCCGAAUUGUUCCAGUGGAGAGGGGAGGUGGCGGAGGGGCUUCCUGGUUGGACUGAAGCAGAACGCGAACAACUGUCCCAUGAACUUAGUGAUGUGCUGAUCUACCUACUGGAGCUGGCGGAGAAAUGCCACGUUGACCUCCCGCAAGCGGUACUGAAGAAAAUGGCCCUUAACCGGCUCAAGUACCCGGCCAGCAAAGUGCACGGUUCGGCGAAGAAAUACACUGAAUACCAAGACUGAAAUGCCAAGUUAACGCCCUGCGCUGUAUGUUUUAUUCUUGGCAAAAUACGCGGUUUCCUCAUUUUAAGGUUUGUUCGUUAGCUAGUCCUGUAGAGUAACGAGAAAUGUACAUAAUUUCAACACCACUGUAACAAGCGACACAAAUUCUGUUUUAAAUUUGAGUGGAAUUUCAUUUUUAGCGGGAGUGCACUUAUAGCUAGGCAUCUAGGCCAAUAUAUUUUCCGAGUUGUAUUGGUCCUUUGCAAUGCUCGAUGCUAGGUUUCAUUUUUACCGGAAACUGUUUUUCCCGAGUCAGUUCUCUUAUCAAGAUUUAACUUGUAUAAUAUAGCCAUCGUAUAGAUUAUGGUCAUUUUAAGUCAUCACUAACGUUACCUUGAUCUAACGUUAGCUAGUAAUAUUUUCAGUCAGAACUUGUUAACGUUACAUCGCACAACAAUGUCCACCUUUUCCUUUUUCUUUGCGACAGUACAAAAACAUAAACCACGUUUUAAAGACA
This is a messenger RNA of Conger conger (European conger), 1150 nucleotides long. RefSeq names its product dCTP pyrophosphatase 1 (gene dctpp1). The coding region runs from base 130 to 654 and encodes 174 amino acids. The transcript has a single exon. Lineage: Eukaryota; Metazoa; Chordata; Actinopteri; Anguilliformes; Congridae. The record is from RefSeq and is a predicted model, not a curated record. Gene Ontology annotation, biological process: nucleoside triphosphate catabolic process. Gene Ontology annotation, molecular function: nucleoside triphosphate diphosphatase activity.